AAACACUCCUAUCGAUGAUGUGGAAAGUCCAGCGCAGUUAUUGAUGAAUAGGCGUUUGCGUUCAACAAUUCCUCAAACGAUAGCGGAAUUGAAGCCUCGAGUUUCAGAUCCUGAUGAAGUAAAGACUAGAUUGAAUCUCAAGCAGCAUAAACAGAAAUUCUAUUAUGAUCGUCAGUCAAAAUCCCUAAAAAGGUUACACGAAGGAGAUAGAAUUAGAGGAAGAAUGAAAGGUUCUUGGAAACCAGGUGUUGUCACUCGAGAUCGUAUCGUGUUCAGACUGAUGAUGGUGGUGAAUAUAGGAGAAAUAGAAGAAUGCUUCUGA
Paramuricea clavata is the source of this 322-nucleotide messenger RNA. Lineage: Eukaryota; Metazoa; Cnidaria; Anthozoa; Malacalcyonacea; Plexauridae. The record is from the annotation of a GenBank genome assembly.